CAUUGCCUCGUCCGCCAGCAUCCGCUGACUCCGAAGGUCUGGAGGAGUAUAUCUCGGGCGACUCCGUUGUUCGACAUGAACGACAUUACGAACGACGGUGACACUGUUGCAUCCCGGCAAGUUAACAGAGGGCAAAAAUAACCAGGGGAGAGAUUCCCUUGCUUUCCAAUAGUCUCACUUUUUUUUUGGGGACGGAAGGGAGUUACUCCUAUUCAAACGCGGGCGCUGCGGUUUCAAGAAAACAGGUUGGGGAACGACGGGAAAGGAAUGGAACGCAUCGCGCCGCUUGGAUUCUACACGGAAUGGAAAGGCCAUCUGCUCGCUGACCUUAAGCGCCUGUUCGCCAACAGCCUCGUGGCGCGCGGCGACAGACCCGUCGUCUGGCUCGCGGGCGACUCGUCCCUUGACAACAAGGCCUGGAUCUCCGCCAACGGGUCCGGCGGCGUGCCGCUGCCGGUGUCGGUGCCGGACAUCUACACGAUGUGCUUCAAGAGCCUGACGCCGAUGAAGCCGGACGUGGCCUUUUGGAUGAACCACUACUUGGGCGACCGCGCGACGGCGAUCAACGCCGCCGUCGAGGCGAGCCUGCUUCGCGAGCGCAGCGGCGGCUUCCUGCUGCCCCACGACCGGCUGGUCCGCGACAACAUCCGGGCGCAGGACGUGCUGGUGGUCAGCGUGGGCGCCAACGACAUCGCGCUGUCGCCGACGGUGUGCACGGCGCUCAACAUGCUGUGGCUCGCGCGACUGUCGAGCCAGGAGGGCGUGGAGAAGGGCACCGCGCGGGCGCUGUCGCACUUCAAGAAGCUCUUCGGCCGCGAGGUCGAGCGGUACGUCAAGGCGCUGGUCGGCACCACGAAGCCUGCCGCCGUCGUCGUCUGCAUGAUCUACUACCCGCUUGAGGCCAGCCGCUUCGGUGAGCCCAGCUGGGCGGACGCGCCACUCAAGGCGCUCAAGUACGACACGCACCCGCAAAAGGUACAGGCUGCCAUCCGCGCCAUUUACGAGCAGGCCACGAUGAAGAUCUCCGUGCCGGGCACCAAGGUGAUUCCGCUUCCACUGUUCGAUGUACUGGAUGGCAAGACGCCGGAGGACUACGUUGAGCGCGUCGAGCCUAGCGUGCAGGGUGGCAGAAAGAUGAGUCAGAUGCUCACAAAGUUGAUCCUGCCGUUACUCGAUGAGGCCGAGAGGGCAAGGGAAGACACAUCACAGCGGCUUUCGGAGGACGCAGUGAAUUAAUCAAUUAUGAUGAUCAUGAUGAUACUGCUGCCGGUGCUGCGUAGCGUUUAUACGAGAUCGACGAGGCAUGGUGGGAGGGAAUGGCGUUCGCGUGGCACUUACGAGAAGUAAAAACAACUUCAGUGUAAAAGGAUAACACGUAAGCCAAGGCUCGGGAGGAUUGCUUAUGCAAAUAAUUCAAAGCACUUUAAACGAUAGACUGGCAUCAUAGUAGCAAACAACCUAGAA
This is a messenger RNA of Verruconis gallopava, 1464 nucleotides long. RefSeq lists its product as uncharacterized. The record is from RefSeq and is a predicted model, not a curated record. Lineage: Eukaryota; Fungi; Ascomycota; Dothideomycetes; Venturiales; Sympoventuriaceae. The coding region runs from base 268 to 1236 and encodes 322 amino acids. The transcript has a single exon.